GCGUAGCUGGUCUCGCUGCUGGCGAAUGGAUCAAGAGUCUGCGCGAGCUCAUCGGAGCCUCUUCGUGCUCAGCUUGCCCGAAGUUCUCGCUGUCAUUCUGGAGACAUGGAGCGGAGCUGGUGCUCUUGCAAUCUGCUCUGGUCUCUACUUCGGGGAGGUGAUCCGCUGCCCGAACCUCUGCGCCAGCUUCGGUUCUUCAUCAUUAUCUCGCCGCCUGUUGAUGUACUUCGUCUUUCGUCAAGGCCAGCACACGUCAACUUCCAGCGCUACACCAUUCUUGGGUCGGACGUCGCGAUCACAAGUGACAGGGAGGAUGGUUAUCUGUAUCGGACACAGCGAGCACAAUGUCCAAAGGUAAGCCGUCGCCGGCGAAUGCAGACCCACCAAUGUCAUUUCCAUCGACGACAAACUACGGUAAAGAGGCAGCAAUGCAGUUCUCGAUUGUGCCAUGUCAAUGCAUUCAAGCGCAAAUCCCUAGAUAAUCUACAAUUGGGACAGCUGGACUGCUAGAUGUGGUAUGAGUUUGAUCCGGUUUUGCAAGAUUGGGGAUGUGUGAUGGAAAAUAGCCGGGUGGUUGCAAGGUAUACUUCUCAUCCCCACACCACCAAAAUCGAAAAGUGCCCUUUAUAUCUUUCG
This is a messenger RNA of Aplosporella prunicola CBS 121167, 636 nucleotides long. RefSeq lists its product as uncharacterized. NCBI's taxonomy places the organism in Eukaryota, Fungi, Ascomycota, Dothideomycetes, Botryosphaeriales, Aplosporellaceae. The transcript has a single exon. The record is from RefSeq and is a predicted model, not a curated record. Bases 106 to 510 code for a protein of 134 amino acids.